This is a messenger RNA of Strongylocentrotus purpuratus (purple sea urchin), 2350 nucleotides long. RefSeq lists its product as uncharacterized. The coding region runs from base 1 to 2349 and encodes 782 amino acids. The record is from RefSeq and is a predicted model, not a curated record. The transcript has 17 exons. Lineage: Eukaryota; Metazoa; Echinodermata; Echinoidea; Camarodonta; Strongylocentrotidae. Gene Ontology annotation, molecular function: calcium ion binding.
AUGGCCUAUUGCUGUGACAUCGAUGAGUGCACGUCCGGAAAGGACUCCUGCGAUCCUAACGCACAAUGUGACAACACGGAAGGAGGUUAUGAGUGUGAAUGCAAUGACGGAUUUGUAGGCAAUGGAAAGUCCUGCACUGACAUCGAUGAGUGCACGUCCGGAAAGGACUCCUGCGAUCCUAACGCACAGUGUGACAACACGGAAGGAGGUUAUGAGUGUGAAUGCAAUGACGGAUUUGUAGGCAAUGGAAAGUCCUGCACUGCGAUCACUUGUGAUAAGCCUGAAGAAGGAACUAAUACAGAAGCAGUGCCUAGUGGACCAAGGGAUCGUGACGAGGUUUUUACCUAUUCCUGCAUACCCGGCAACAUCCUACUCUCUGGUGAACUUGAGACCGUCUGUACAGUAAACGUCGGCGCAAGCACUGGACAGUGGUCUAAUGAUGCACCCACUUGCACAGUGAUCACUUGUGAUAAUCCUAGAGAAGGAACUAAUACACUAGAAGUGCCUAUUAGUGGACCAUGGUACCUUUACAGUACUUAUCCCUAUACCUGCAAACCCGGAUACACCGCCUCUCUUGAUGAUCUGGCGGUCGUGUGUGUUGAAGACAAAACAGGAAGCGCUGGAAAGUGGUCUAAAGAUCCACCCACUUGCGAAGACAUCGAUGAGUGCACGUCCGGAAAGGACUCCUGCGAUCCUAACGCACAGUGUGACAACACGGAAGGAGGUUAUGAGUGUGAAUGCAAUGACGGAUUUGUAGGCAAUGGAAAGUCCUGCACUGCGAUCACUUGUGAUAAGCCUGAAGAAGGAACUAAUACAGAAGCAGUGCCUAGUGGACCAAGGGAUCGUGACGAGGUUUUUACCUAUUCCUGCAUACCCGGCAACAUCCUACUCUCUGGUGAACUUGAGACCGUCUGUACAGUAAACGUCGGCGCAAGCACUGGACAGUGGUCUAAUGAUGCACCCACUUGCACAGUGAUCACUUGUGAUAAUCCUAGAGAAGGAACUAAUACACUAGAAGUGCCUAUUAGUGGACCAUGGUACCUUUACAGUACUUAUCCCUAUACCUGCAAACCCGGAUACACCGCCUCUCUUGAUGAUCUGGCGGUCGUGUGUGUUGAAGACAAAACAGGAAGCGCUGGAAAGUGGUCUAAAGAUCCACCCACUUGCGAAGCGGAAAGAAGUUCAACCCAAGGAACUCCCCUCAGAUGUCCAAGAGGCUUUGAACUUUUUGAAGGGAAAUAUUGCUUCCUCAUAAUAAGCAAGGCCGACAUAUGGGAAGUACAGGCACGGAAAUGCAAGGCCAAGAAGGGACAACUUGCAAUACCUCGCUCCGAAGACAAAGCCGAAGUUCUACAAAGAUAUCACACAGAGAACCUCAGAAACGACGUGUGGAUUGGACCCCAAUGUCUUGUUGUCAGCAAUGUCUUUACUGACUUUGAGUUAAACAGGCUUUCCUUCACUUACUUUAAGAACAAGAAGCCAGAACGAGCAAGUGGCAAAGGACAAGGACCCGACUGUGUGUCUGUAAGUGCGCAGAACGGCAAAUGGACCAACGAAUGUUGUUACACCCGCCAUCCUGCUAUUUGUGAAAUUGGGCCCAUCGGCGAUCCCGAGUGCGAUGAUGUUAGCGGGUACAUCUUCUUCCAAGAUCGUUGCCUGAGGUUUAUAACCAAUCCGGAUUCCUUUGAAGCCCAAUGCCAUGAAUGCAGAAGGCUCAAAGGUCGCCUAGCCCUAUCUCUGAACGAAGCACAAAAUGAAGCUCUGCUUGCAUUCUACAAAUCUGAAUCGCCAGCCAACGGCAAGCCAGCAUGGUUUAACCUACACAAUCUCAUCUCGAGUAGUAACUAUCAAACCACUGAACUUCUCACGUCGACUUUCUCUAAACUUCCUGGCAGAUCUUCAGACAGUGAUCGAUGUGUGAACAUAGGGUCUGGCGGAUGGGGAAAAGAGUGUUGCCACGAUAAACUUCCUGCAGUAUGUGAACUGAAUCGAUGCCCACAACAUUACAUACAGAGCGGUGAUAUCUGUGUCCGUCUACUCCAGACACCCGAUACCUGGGAAGCCAGUGAGAAGAAAUGCCGCAAGGACGGGGCAAGCUUAGUGAUAGAUGGAGACGACCAACUCGAAGAACUUCUUGGCAGUAAGUUUUUGAGCGCAGGUUCCUGGAUUGGCUGUCAUGACCAGGUCGAGGAAGAGAACAUCCAAACACCAUUCCUAAAGGAACUCGGCGUUGAGAUCAACAGAAAUAACGCAGAGAGAGACUGCUGCGUUCUGAAUUCCGAUGGAGUCUCCAUGGAAUGCUGCUACGAGAAGCUACGUGCUAUAUGCUCUUUGCCAUUAAAGAAGUAGC